AGAAUGCUGCCAAGCUUUCCACACCACCACAACAAAUCCAUUUCCCAAGACGAAACCAUUGGCUUUGCAUCUGCUGAUACCCUGCCUGUUCGCAACCAUAACAAGACAACUGCCUUCGCCACCACCAACAAUACUACUACAUUAUCUAAUAAUACCAUCAGCAUGCUCGCCGAAGCCCCUCCUCCCCCGACCCUGACGCCUCGCACAUCGAGUUCCUCCACCGUGGGUCGGAUCAGUCGCUCGCAUCGCACGAAACAGAGUCGCAAAGCGCGCAAUGUGAGUGUGAAAUUCCAAGCGCAAAACUUUGUCAAGAAUCGUUUGUUGGGAGAAGACUUGUCGGAAUUCUACGACAUUGGUGACAAGAUUGGGGAAGGUGGCUUUGGUGAAGUCUUUGGCGUCGUUCACAAAAAGACGGGCGCCGAACGGGCCGUCAAGGUCAUUUACAAAACCGAAGACGACGAUGUCGAUUUUGAAAAGGUCAAUACCACCAUCAAGAACGAAUUCGCCGUGGUCAAAUCACUCGAUCAUCCCAAUCUACUCAAACAGUACGAAAUGUUUGAAGAUGAUGACAAGUUCAUGAUUGUUACUGACCUCUAUAGAGGUGGCGAGUUACUGGAUGAAUUAGAAGCCAUUGGAUGUUUCCAGGAAGACGACGCAGCCCUUCUACUCAAUCACAUGCUCACUUGCAUCAAUUACAUACACGGCAAUAAUCUGGUCCAUCGUGACUUAAAGCCCGAAAAUAUUUUGCUCGAAGAGAAUAUGAAAUUGGACGACAUUAAAAUUAUCGAUUUUGGACUUGCCAAACGCAUGGCGCCCGGUACCAAAUUCAAGGACUUUGUCGGAACAUCGUACUAUAUGAGUCCCCAAAUUGUCAAGGAAGAACCCUACACGUCAAAAUGCGAUGUUUGGGCCUGUGGCGUCAUUGCCUUUUUGGUCUUGGGUGGAUAUGCCCCCUUUGAUGGGGAUGAAGUUGAUGAUAUCUGCGAUGCCAUUGAAGCCGGUAAGGUAAUCUUUGACGAUGAACCCGAUAUUUGGGAUUCCGUCAGUGAAGUCGGGAAAGAAUUCAUUCGGUAUCUUUUGGCAUAUGAAGAGAAGGACCGACCCACGGCAUACGAAGCAUUGCAGCAUCCCUGGUUGACCGAUAUUCGACGAAAGUCACUCAAACAAUAUCGACGAUCCAGUAGUUUCACGGCCCGAACGGCCUUGGGAAACAUGGAAGGAUUCGAAGCGGGAUCCAAACUCAAACAAGCCACGUAUGCACUCAUUGCGUCCCAGCUGCUACUCAAAAGCGAAAAGGAUGAUAUUGAUGAAGUCUUUCGAGUUCUGGACAUGGAUUGUUCAGGACGAAUCAGCAAGGAAGAAGUCAAACUAGGAUACAAGGAAUUCUACGGACAGGAUCUCAGUGAUGCCGAUGUCGAACUCAUCUUUCAACGAGUCAACUUUUCAGGAUCCGGAAUGAUUGAAUAUUCAGAGUUCGUUGUGGCCAGUCUCAUGCAAAAGGACAUGUUGAAUGAUCAGAAACUCAAGGCAGCAUUCGAUGAAUUCGACCUGGACGGAAAUGGAUUUAUCGACAUGAGUGAAUUGAAGGCAAUCCUCGUCAUUGACGAUGAUAUGGACGACUAUGUCAUGAACAAAAUUAUCAAACAAGUAGACAAGGAUGGCGACAAUCAGAUUUCAUACGAGGAGUUCAAGAGCAUGAUGUACAUUACGGCCAGUCAACCGUCCAAAGAAAAUCGCGAAACGUGGCUCAAACGACAAGAAACCUUGUCGUCCGAUGAAGGAGGCCUGUCCAUGGGGUCGUCCGUUUCCACCUACGCGGGCAGCAUGGCCAGUCUCAGGGAGGUUUCCGGAGCCAAGGAAGUGCUUUCCAUUUUCGACGUUAGCAGCAAUGCCAGCAUAAUGCUCGACUUUUCCAACGACGAUGGAUUCCAGCACAAACGUACUGGUGGUGAUGGCAGCAGUCAAAAAUCGCUCUCCAAUAUGACCGGGCCCGCUUACAAUACCGACGGAAGUGGACAACCGGGCUUUCGACGCAAUCGAAGUUUGCCGCAACGAUUCGAUCCGCGUCGUGGCUUUCUAAAGGUCAAUUUCUCCUUCAACAAGGAUCGAAGCUUUGCUAGUGCCGGAGAGCUGCCAGCAUUGGCCGAAAUGACAGCCAGUGAACGCAACCUCAUGGAGGGCAACGAGGAUCCCAACGAUGAACUGACGAACAGUGAGCGGGAACUCUUGGAAAGUUCGAGGGCGUAAAAUGGACGAGCAAUGUCAGUACCCCGACGAAACGAUGUGUGUAUCAGCAAUGGGGAAGGUGCCAUGUAACAAUUCGCGAAGGAGCAAACAGAUUGGUUGACGACGAAAAGCCUGGGAUGGAAACGAUUCGAUUCAACCAUUCGACUCGGCUCGACUUGAGCGAAGCCAUUGAACGACGCGUUUGAAAGCAAUGAUGCGUUGUGCGACUCUGUCUAGCUAGUAGAUCAGGAACCUGCCGAGUCCAGCCCGCUUGACGAUUCAAACUAGUAGCCAGUAGCCAGUUUGGAUGCAAUUCGUAUGUACCAGUACUAGUUGUUUCUAGUACUCAGUAGGUUCACUUGUUUCUUCCGUCUUUGCUUCUCUGGCAACUGCAACCCCCGAAAAACACCAGGCGCUGUAAUUCAGGAGAUCAAAAGUUUGAUAACGAUGGACUUUCUGCUAUCCAAGGGGCGGAAUUACCGUUCCAGUACAAAUUUGCUGACUCAAGCUGACGACAGUCAAGCUAACCGGUUGCUAGCGAACUUGCAGCAGCAAUUGACUGUAUUGACCAAACAAACAGCCCAGCCAGCCAGCACCGUAUCCACCUACCGGUGCUCUAAACCCCCUCUUCCCCGAUGAACGGACCAAUGCGUUCGUCGAUUGGCCCGGAGAUUCGAUUGUCGAUUCAUUCGACUCAAUCUGCACGCACCCUCCACCACCCUCGGGGAUAGAUCGCACUAAUCCCGAGCCAACCAAACUAUUGGUUGAGUCUUCGUUCAACUCACUAGCUAGCCACGGCAACAUACAAGAAGAACCCAGCCAGGGCACAAAUGAGGGUGCAACUAACCUUCACAGCAGCGGUACCGUACCUGCCUGCACCCCCACUGGUGAGGCGGGCACGGAUUUUCUAUUUACUCUUCAAAGCCCACGUUCAGUUCCUCAUCGUUGCGCUCUUCUUGUCACAAGUGACGUAUGGCUGGAUUGCCGUAGUCCCUACUUGAAGUAUGGAUUGCCGUAGUCCAUACUUCACUUGUGACAAGGAGACUUGGACGCGACCUGCUACUGGUAGUACGACUACAACUACUUUAAGGAUGAAGCCAUCAUUUUUGUUUGUAAAGAAUGUCUACUGUGUGUUA
Seminavis robusta is the source of this 3362-nucleotide messenger RNA. The record is from the annotation of a GenBank genome assembly. Lineage: Eukaryota; Bacillariophyta; Bacillariophyceae; Naviculales; Naviculaceae.